GCACAAGGUCACAUGAUACUUCACUUGUACAACAGCUAAAUUACCAUCAGCUGUUGUAAAAUGACUCCACUCAAUUAUAUGUAUAUAUAACUUGUAUAAAUCAAAGUAUACCACACAACUGAGGGAAAAAAGCUUUCUCCAAGACAUUUGUGAUCUUCAUUGGCUUGUGUAUGGCUGUAUACAUUAAAUGAUGAACCUCUGUGUCUAUACGAGUGCUGAAAUGGAAUUCCAUCGGAUAAAAGUAUUGGCAAAUGGAGUGCCCGUUUCUGAGGAUGUUCUGUACGACAAAAAGAACAAAGUGGCCAUUCUGAACGUAAAUGGCGAGGACGGCAAUAAAUCUAUCUGCCAGUCCUCCAACUUCCAUGACCUUGAGAGGCAUAUACUAGCCCUGAAGCAAGUGAAGUCUGGUAAAUGCUACCUCGUGAACACCAAUGAAACUGAGUCUGACAUUGAAGGUUUGUUCGACCAUGGUAAAAUACAUCAAGCCAAGCUGCUUUCUUACAUUGCCCGAAAAGACAAGGUACCAGUGGAAGAUGUUGAAGCUGAAGCUGGCAAGAAGAUUGCCAAUUUCUGCAGGAACUAUGAUACAUACUGGCUGGAAGAUACAACUGAUGAACGCCGUGAUAUCCAGUCUUCAGAGCAAGCACCUAAUUGCUGGUUUGGUUGUGGAAUUUGUUUAUUCAACAUUCAAUAAUGGUCAAGUUUUGAAGAUCAAACUUACGACUAUGCGAAGUUGAAAUAAAGGAAUAUUGCACCUCU
Molecule: messenger RNA, 759 nt
Organism: Ostrea edulis (European flat oyster)
Lineage: Eukaryota; Metazoa; Mollusca; Bivalvia; Ostreida; Ostreidae
Exons: 6
Coding region: 188-694 (168 amino acids)
Source: RefSeq, a predicted model, not a curated record